AUGGAUAAAGGAAGGGUACACUGUACGCUAGUCACUGGAAAAGCAAGAGUGACACCAUUAAAAUCCAUCACGAUACCACGCCUAGAACUCACUGCUGCCACCAUCGCUGUCAGAGUAAAGACGUUUCUGAAUGAAGAACUCAAGCUAGAUGAUGCUGAGCACAUUUUUUUGACUGACAGCAAAGUCGUGCUUGGAUACAUAAAGAACUGUGAAAGACGCUUUCAUGUCUUUGUAGCAAAUCGGAUUCAGCAAAUCACGGACAAUUCAUAUCCAUCACAAUGGAGAUAUGUAGCCACGAAAGAGAAUCCUGCUGAUGAGGUAUCAAGAGGGCUAACUGUACAACAGUUGACAGAAUCAAAGUGGCUACGAGGACCAGACAUGCUAUGGGAGGAUGCGAUCUCUAAAGAGGCAGAAGAGAAGACAAUUGAGGUACUGCCAAAUGAUGCAGAGGAAAAGAAGGCACAGGUACACUCGUUACACUCUGGAACUCCAAGCUUGGAAUUGACCAGACUGAAUUGCUUCUCUACUUGGUUCAAGGCUAAAAGAGCAAUUGCGAAUUGUCUGCUCUUUAUCUCCAGACUGAAACAACGCUGUGAGAACAAGAGGCAUCAACGAACUGGAGAAAAGGACGACAGAGAGACUCCAAAGGUAGGAAUCUCGGUACAAGACAUGCAUCUUGUAGAGAAAGAGGUCCUGAAACAUGUUCAAAAAGAGUCCUUUCCAGAUGAAAUUCAGAUCAUUGAAUCGGUGACGAAGAGACAGGACAUUCCUGAGAGGAUGAAGAGGCGUCACAUAAAGAAAGCCAGUCGCCACUAUGGCUUUGAUCCAUUCCGGGAUGAAGACAGACUAUUGAGAGUAGGAGGGCGACUACAAAGAAGUGACGAGGCUUACGAAAGAAAGCAUCCAGGUAUCCUCCAUCAAGGACACCACGUGACAAAAUUGGUGAUUCUACACUGUCAUGAACAGACCAAGCAUCAAGGGAGAGGCAUGACGCUAAACCAGAUUAGAGAAAGUGGCUACUGGAUACUUCGAAGCAGUAUUCAAGUGGCCAGAUUGAUCAGAAAGUGUGUCAUUUGCAACAGACUGCGCAGUCCAGUUCAAAUACAGCAGAUGUCUGAUCUACCAUGUGACAGAUUAACUCCCGCACCACCUUUCACGUAUAGUGGAGUUGAUUGUUUUGGCCCAUGGAUGAUCAAGGAAAGUAGGAAGGAACUGAAGAAGUGGGGCGUCCUCUUUACGUGCAUGGCCUCGAGGGCAGUACAUAUCGAGAUUGUGAACUCCUUGUCGACUUAUGCCUUCAUACAAGCAUUCCGUCGGUUUACAGCUUUGAGAGGACAAGUACGUCAACUGAGAUGUGACAGAGGGACGAACAUUGUGGGGGCUGACUCAGAGUUCAAGAAAGCAUGGUCUGAGAUGGACCAUGAGAAAGUCAAGGACACCCUAUUGAAAGAAGGAUGUGACUAUGUGAAAUUCGUCUUUAAUGUUCCCUCUGCGAGUCACAUGGGAGGCGUGUGGGAACGUCAGAUUCGUUCCAUACGCAGUGUGCUGGAGGCCUUAAUGUUCCAGUCUGAAAACGAUGGAGGAGAGUGCAACAUCUAUGAUCUAGUAAAUGAUUUCUGGAAUUGCUGGAAAAAGGAGUUUCUUCAGGGCCUGCAGAUUCGACAGAAGUGGACGCGCCCUCAAUGCGAUGCCAUGGUAGAUGAUGUGGUAAUCAUCAAAGACGACAACGCGCUGAGAAACCAAUAG
Priapulus caudatus is the source of this 1746-nucleotide messenger RNA. RefSeq lists its product as uncharacterized. Gene Ontology annotation, molecular function: nucleic acid binding. The transcript has 3 exons. The record is from RefSeq and is a predicted model, not a curated record. Bases 1 to 1746 code for a protein of 581 amino acids. NCBI's taxonomy places the organism in Eukaryota, Metazoa, Priapulida, Priapulimorpha, Priapulimorphida, Priapulidae.